GUUUAAGGAUGCAUUUUUUAUUUUUAAAGAGAGGGAACCUCUUUAUCAUAAUUUACCAACAGAGGAAGAAUGGGAGAGAGUAGAGAAUGUAUGUCAAAUCUUAUCUGUGUUCAACACAAUCACUAAUCUCAUAUCGGGAAGUGACUACCCAACUUCCAAUUUAUUUCUUUCUGAGAUGUAUCGAGUGAAAGAAAUUUUACAAAAGAGAGCAAUGGAUAACAACAUAUACAUCAAAGCUAUGGUUGGGAAAAUGAAUGCGAAGUUUGAGAAGUAUUGGGGUGAGUGCAAUUUAUUGAUUUCGAUUGCUGCUGUCUUAGAUCCACGGUGUAAAAUGAAGUUGAUUGAAUUUUGUUUUCCAUUGAUUUAUGAAAAGUCUGAAGUGAUAUACAAUAUUGAGAAGGUCCGUGGAGCUUUAUAUGAAAUGUAUGAGCAGUAUGCAGCUAAUUUUGCCUCAACCAACGAGGAAGGUAGUAGUCAGAGAUCAUCUAAAUCCCAGGGAGAUGAUGUUGGUUCUAGCUCUACAGUUGAUAUUAAUUCUGGAUGGUCUAAAUUUGAUGAGUUUGUAGACAUGACUGAAAAUGCUCCCCCUACAAAAUCUGAUUUGGAUGUUUACCUAGGAGAAGUUGUUUAUAGAUGUUCUCAAGAAGAAAGAGGAAAAUGGAAUGCUUUAGGUUGGUGGAGGGUAAAUAGCCUAAAGUAUCGUAUUUUGUCAAAAAUGGCUUCAGAUGUUCUAGCUAUUCCCAUCACAACAGUAGCUUCAGAGGCUACAUUCAGUGCAGGUAGUAGAGUUAUCGACACAUAUCGGGCUAAUUUAGCACCAAAAACUGUUGAAGGUUUGAUGUGUGGAGGUGAUUGGAUACGAAAUCUUCAUGGGUUAAAGAAGAAAUCACGCAAGAAAGAAGAAAAGGAUGAAGAGUUUGUUCUCAAUGUUCCAUAAAAGUUAGGUUGGAGUUUCGGAAGUUAUAGAGUUCAUUUCAAAACAUGGAGAUUCAAGCUGCUUACAAUCAAGAAGGAUUGUUGGAGUUUAAUUACAGAUUUUGUUAUUGUUUAUGAAGUAUUUGACUCGUAUAUUAUUUUGGAGUUUACUUACGGAUUUUAUGUAGUGUUGGCUGCUAUUGUAGUAAUUUUACUUGUAUUAAUGUUGGAUUUUAUUUGAGGAAUUUUUACAG
Tripterygium wilfordii is the source of this 1169-nucleotide messenger RNA. Its product is annotated as zinc finger BED domain-containing protein RICESLEEPER 2-like. The coding region runs from base 176 to 937 and encodes 253 amino acids. Gene Ontology annotation, molecular function: protein dimerization activity; DNA binding. The record is from RefSeq and is a predicted model, not a curated record. The transcript is spliced from 3 exons. NCBI's taxonomy places the organism in Eukaryota, Viridiplantae, Streptophyta, Magnoliopsida, Celastrales, Celastraceae.